AUGGACAAGCACGAGACCGCUGAAGAAACAGCUGCAGGGGUGGAGAAAAGGGAGGCCCCCGACGGACGGAUGGAAAAUGCGGCCGACGUUGGGAUUCCCAUUUCAGAGGUAGUGCAUUCAACAUCUCUUGCAGCACGCCAGGGUCCGGUUGGCCCAAACGAAUCCACUACGGACACGGAGCCUCCGGCCUCCUUCACGCCACCGUUGUCCAUGUCGUUUCCCCCAGGUGGCUCUGAGAUUUCGGCGGAGAAAGCGGUCCCCCAGGGUUUCUCCGACGGCUCAGUCACGGACACCAACUGUCUCAUCUGCGUUAACCAGUACAGCCUUAGCCGGCUGCCCAAGCUCCUCGCUUGCCAGCACGUCUUCUGCGCUGUCUGCCUGAAGCUUCUCGUACACCACGAAGGCGACGCGUGGAGAAUCAGUUGUCCCGUCUGUCGGAAAGCCACCACCGUCUUCGGAGGCCUCGUCUGCAGCCUGCGCACGAAGGAGGAGGCUUUCCAGGGGUCUUUGCCCAACCCCGGUCCAAACGGAGAGGCGGCGUUCUCCCUGGACGCUCAGGGCGCGAAGCACCAGCCUCACAGCAUUUUCUAUAUUGACCCAGAUGUUGAAGUCAGCAAUAACAAUAGGGUGGCCACCAAGAGACUCCUCUUCCUCCUGUUGCUCUUAGUGUUCCUUGUCAUCCUUGCGCUUCCCUUCCUGUACGCCGGACUGCUGAAGUGGGCCCUUUGUUUUGCCGUCGGUUGGGGCCUGGCAAUGUCUGGGGUGCUGUGUUGGAACCCAAACAGCUGUGCAGCUGCUCAGACGUUUCCAUCUCAUCCUGGCCAAAGAGAGCCGUCCACAUCACACUCACCGUCUGAAAAAUUCUGA
This is a messenger RNA of Elgaria multicarinata webbii, 867 nucleotides long. RefSeq names its product ring finger protein 186 (gene RNF186). Bases 1 to 867 code for a protein of 288 amino acids. Gene Ontology annotation, molecular function: ubiquitin protein ligase activity. Gene Ontology annotation, biological process: protein ubiquitination. The record is from RefSeq and is a predicted model, not a curated record. The transcript has a single exon. Lineage: Eukaryota; Metazoa; Chordata; Lepidosauria; Squamata; Anguidae.